Megalops cyprinoides (Indo-Pacific tarpon) is the source of this 2957-nucleotide messenger RNA. It is a transcript of the gene ddx18, whose product is annotated as DEAD (Asp-Glu-Ala-Asp) box polypeptide 18. The coding region runs from base 18 to 2078 and encodes 686 amino acids. The transcript has 14 exons. Gene Ontology annotation, biological process: maturation of LSU-rRNA from tricistronic rRNA transcript (SSU-rRNA, 5.8S rRNA, LSU-rRNA). Gene Ontology annotation, cellular component: nucleolus. NCBI's taxonomy places the organism in Eukaryota, Metazoa, Chordata, Actinopteri, Elopiformes, Megalopidae. Gene Ontology annotation, molecular function: ATP binding; RNA helicase activity; nucleic acid binding. The record is from RefSeq and is a predicted model, not a curated record.
CAUGUUCUUCUGCGAACAUGGCAGACUUACAGAUGAAGCUUCUUCGGAAGAAGAUUCAAAAAAGGAGUGAAAAGAAUAAAAAACGGAACUUACUCAAGAAAAAAGAGGACGAAGAUACGGCAGAUGAACGUGUCAGCGAUUUGGCAGAACAGUUUCGUGCUGAAGCCAACGGGGAGACCGAAUCCGAGCCAGCGAAAGUCGAUGACACAGUGGUAAAAAAGAAGACCGUGAAAAAAGUCCACUCUGUACCGGCGGAGGGAGACGAAGCGACUCUGACUGCGGUGAAAAAGAAAAGGAAACUAGCGAGCAAUGAUGGUGCCACAGUUGUAAAAAAGGUCAAAAAGGGUGAUGCAGAGGAGAAAGGGAAUGAUGAAGAAAUGGAGGAGGAGGGGGAAUUGGAGAUGAAUUCAGACAAGAGGGAGAAACCAGCUGAGGAAGCAGACCCAUCAAAGGAGGAAGAUGAAGACUCCUCCAAAGAGGAAGAUGCGGAAGAGGAGAAAUUAAUUGGAGAGGAAGGAGAGGAAGGAGAGGAGGAGGAGGAGGAGGAUGGGCCACAGCUUCCUUUGGGGCUGACGGGUGCAUUUGAGGACACGUCCUUUGCCUCGCUGGCCGGCGUGGUGAGUGAGAGCACACUGAAGGGCGUGAAAGAGAUGGGCUUUGAGCACAUGACCGAGAUCCAGCACAAGAGCAUCCGGCCCCUUUUGGAGGGCAGGGACGUCUUGGCUGCUGCCAAAACAGGAAGUGGGAAAACGCUGGCCUUCCUGAUUCCUUCCAUUGAGCUCAUCUACAAACUCAAGUUCAUGCCCCGAAAUGGUACGGGUGUGAUCAUCUUGUCGCCCACGCGUGAGCUGGCCAUGCAGACCUACGGUGUAUUGAAGGAGCUGAUGACCCACCACGUGCACACCUAUGGCCUCAUCAUGGGAGGCAGCAACCGCUCCGCAGAGGCCCAGAAACUGGCCAAUGGGGUCAACAUCCUGGUUGCCACGCCCGGCAGGCUGCUAGACCACCUGCAGAAUACUCCUGGCUUCAUGUACAAGAACCUUCAGUGUCUGAUCAUUGAUGAGGCCGACCGCAUUCUCGAAGUGGGAUUUGAAGAGGAACUGAAACAAAUCAUUAAACUUUUGCCAAAACGAAGACAAACCAUGCUGUUCUCAGCCACGCAGACGCGCAAAGUGGAGGACCUAGCCAGGAUCUCACUGAAGAAAGAGCCCCUGUACGUCGGGGUUGACGACAACAAGGAGGUGGCCACUGUCGAUGGCCUGGAGCAGGGCUAUGUGGUGUGUCCCUCAGAGAAGCGCUUCCUGCUGCUCUUCACUUUCUUGAAGAAGAACCGCAAGAAGAAGCUCAUGGUCUUCUUCUCCUCCUGCAUGUCAGUCAAGUUCCACUAUGAGCUCCUCAACUACAUUGACCUGCCUGUCUUGGCCAUUCAUGGCAAGCAGAAGCAGACCAAGCGCACCACAACCUUCUUCCAGUUCUGCAACGCCGACUCCGGCAUUCUGCUCUGCACCGACGUGGCGGCCCGAGGCCUGGACAUCCCCGAGGUGGACUGGAUUGUCCAGUAUGAUCCACCCGAUGACCCCAAGGAGUACAUCCACCGGGUGGGCAGGACGGCCCGAGGGAUUAAUGGCAGGGGCCACGCCCUCUUGAUCCUUAGGCCAGAGGAGCUGGGCUUCCUGCGCUUCCUCAAGCAAGCAAAGGUUCCAUUGAGCGAGUUUGAGUUCUCCUGGAGCAAGAUAUCAGAUAUCCAGUCUCAGCUGGAGAAGCUUAUUGAGAAAAACUACUAUCUGCACAAGUCGGCCCAAGAGGCGUACAAGUCCUACGUGCGGGCGUAUGACUCCCACUCCCUGAAGCAGAUCUACAGUGUCAACACCCUCAACCUCCCCAAGGUGGCGCUCUCCUUCGGGUUCAAGGUGCCGCCGUAUGUCGACCUCAACGUCCACAGCAGCAAAGGGGUGAAGAUUCAGAAGCGGGGAGGAGGCGGGGGCUUUGGCUACCAGAAGUCCAAGAAUGUCCACAAGUCUAAGAUAUUCAAGCAUGUCAACAAGAGCAAAGCAGAAAAGAGGCAGUUCUCCCGAUGAGGUUGCAGUUGGACCAAGUGGUUGCUGUGCACCAGUGCAUCCGAUUUCAUCUCCACUACCUCAUCUUACUGUCUCUGCAAGACUUACACAUGUACUGUCUGUAGUGAUGGGAGAGGUUGUGGCCACUGAGUUCUCCAGCAUAGCCUCAGCAUUCCUUUUUACACAAUGUAUGAUUGGUAUUAAAAUGUUGAUGUCCUUGGCAGUGUGUAUCAUGGCAAAAUAUUUAUGGAGUUUUCUGUACCUUGGUGUUCUAGGUUUAGCUGAAAGAAGAUAUAGUCAGUAUGGCUGGAGAGUCUACUCUGCUUACCGGGUGUUUAGCAGAACAUUAUUACCAGAAGUGUCAAGCUUCAAGACCUGUUUUUCCAUCCUGUGAGAAGGAAUUAAAGACAAACUCAUGAUUCACAGGCACAAUAAUAGAUUUUAAUAUAAAUAAACCAUCAAUAUUGAUAUUUUACAUCGCCUACAUACCUGCUUCCCAGGCUCGAAGGCUUGACAUUUUGCGGAAGUGCAAGUAAUGAAUUUUCAGCGAGGGGAGGGAGGGGAGGUGACACCUAGGCUGGAGAUGAUCUUAAAUUUAAAUGUUAUCCAUAAAAUGAAACAUCGCAACAUGUCAGUAUUGAACAGCAUGCUGUUCUAUGAGGUGCAAAUUCUGUCCCAACUUAUUUGUCUUUUUAGCAGGUAACAGGUGCAUCAUGAGUUUGACAUUCCUUUAAAUGAAUUGAACUUUUUUAGGUGUAAAUGUAUGAAUUAAUACUCCUUAGCUGAAUGUGCUGUACUUUUUCUGCAGAUUGUAACAUGAACCAUGCAUGUUAUUAGAUACAAAGCAUAUUAAGAUUUGGCAGCGGAUGUAACCUGAAGAGUCACUUUUUAAUCCGGUUU